AAUAUUGGUCCCACGCAGGCAAUGUUAGAUAUACAUAAAACCUAGUUGUGAGUCCUGACUCUACCGUACCCCAGUGAUGCAUCAGGCUUUACUUGUUCCCGAAGUCCUCCUGGAGAUAUUCGCCUAUGUGAACACAAUACCACCUGCCCACACAACAGAGAUAUUCGGUCAUGUGCACAUAAUACCAUGGGCCUCUGCUCAAGUAACAUCGACGCUUGCAGCGCUUGCCAGGACAUGCAAAAUCUUCCACGAGCCUGCUAUGGAUUUGCUGUGGACCGAAAUCCAUGGGUUAGAACCACUGCUAGGCUGUGUAGCGAGGUUACAUCCACUGAUAUAUCGUAGGGGUACGAGUCAUCCGACUUGGGACGAGUUUUUUUCAAGUUCCUGGGCGGAAGGCGUCGAGCCAUUAUCUGCCAAUGAAACUCGUCAAUUUCUGCGUCACUCCUCCCGUAUACGCACAUUGAACAUAAAAAGGACCCAUCCCCGACUUUUCUAUGUCAUUCCCGUCAAUGUAUACGUAUUUCCGAGGCUGAGGUCAUUAAUUCUUUCCACCCCAUUUUUGAAUCUCUUUCUGUCUCACACGCUGCACCGACGUCAUCCAUUGAGCAUCGACGAGGGUCCGCAAUCUUUUGUGACGCGUUGCAUUGCUUUGGAGCAUUUAUACAUCCACAAUGACGGUUGUUAUGACAGCGCAAGUCGACUGUCCCUGCUAUCCAAUAGGAUUCGUCGGUGCACGCGGCUUGUAACCCUGUCUUGUCCAAUGCUCAACUGGGAAACAUGGAAGCACCUCUCCUGCCUCCCUACUCUUCUCGAAUUGGAAAUCGAUCAAGGGUAUGAUGACACUCCUUCACUGUCAAAACGAGAUAUCGCGAAUUUGUCAUUCCUUAACAUCACGAGCCUUUCCUUUCGAGGGCUGAGUGAUGGUGCAGAGAUCAUCACAGUCAUACAAAACUCGCAAUUUCCCUCACUAAAAAAGUUCAAGUUUGCAGCCCUCUAUCUGUAUUCAGAAGAGGCCGAGCAACUCUUUCAUGCUCUGUCCUGCUGCAAAGCGUGUCAGACUCUAGAAGAAAUCACCAUUUGUUCUCCUGAUGAAGGAGACUCUGUACCCCCAGACAGCGAGCCUGUGACACCAGUUCCACAUUUGCUUUGCUUUACACAACUUCGAACCCUGCAGCUCUGGUUCUAUAAUCCUUGCAUCUACCUGGACGAUGACAUUCUCUUGCAAGCUAUGUCUAGUUGGCCGCACAUCCGCACUCUGGACAUCAACUACUUAGACGACCAUCAUUCUCCUUCCGGAGUCUCCCUCCAUGGAUUAUUCGCAGCGCUCAGUCUAUGUCCACAAUUGCAUACACUGCGAAUUCUAAUCAAUCUUACAACUAUCGACGUUGAUCCUGAUGCUGAGCCAAUACAACAUACCUCCCUACGAACAUUGGAACUUUUGGAUAUAUCCCAGUCUCAAAUAGCAGAUGCUGAAGCUCUCGCUCGCAUCAUUUCCGCCUGGCUCCCUUGUGUCGACAAAGUUGAAAGCAUUGGUAGCACUUGGGAUGAAGUCAACAAGCAUCUCAAAUCUUCGACAGCGGCUACUGCGCUGUAUGUCGCGGGAGCCUCCUAGAAUCGUUAAGUGGGAAUACCUCCACGUCUGGUAAUGUUGUCACGUACCUUUGAGUUCUUUCGUUCCUUUGUUGUCGUUGUCGUCGCCGUUGACUGUAGUUAUAAACUGUAUUACCUCAACAUACUU
This is a messenger RNA of Suillus plorans, 1738 nucleotides long. RefSeq lists its product as uncharacterized. Lineage: Eukaryota; Fungi; Basidiomycota; Agaricomycetes; Boletales; Suillaceae. The coding region runs from base 77 to 1612 and encodes 511 amino acids. The record is from RefSeq and is a predicted model, not a curated record. The transcript has 2 exons.